Molecule: messenger RNA, 4974 nt
Organism: Drosophila rhopaloa
Lineage: Eukaryota; Metazoa; Arthropoda; Insecta; Diptera; Drosophilidae
Gene: ci
Product: transcriptional activator cubitus interruptus
Exons: 6
Coding region: 470-4651 (1393 amino acids)
Biological process (GO): regulation of transcription by RNA polymerase II
Cellular component (GO): nucleus
Molecular function (GO): DNA-binding transcription factor activity, RNA polymerase II-specific; RNA polymerase II cis-regulatory region sequence-specific DNA binding
Source: RefSeq, a predicted model, not a curated record
GAGCUAGUGUUAAUAUCACUCAGUCCACUCGCGAGAAACACAGCAAUAAGACGCAGCAUACACACGUUAUUGAGUUUGUCAUUCAUAAUUUGUUUUAUUAUUCGCUACUUGUAAUUAAGCGAUAAAUAUACAUAUAACAUUUCGCGACUUUUAAUCUUAUGACAUCAACUGUGAGAGCUUAUAAUAAUCUUUGUGAUUUAGAAAGUUGAGCUGUAAAAAGUUUGUUUAUAAAUAAUGCAAUAUUGCAACAAGGGUUACUAGCAUAACUGCACGAAUUUUCUACACGAAACGGCAACUUAUUUUUAACAAAUAAUAUUUGUGGCAGUGCUUUUAAACGAACCCAAAAAAAUGUCCGACAACAUCGAUAAGUGCCGACGGUGAAUUCCAAAUAAAACAAUUAAAUUUGCUACUUAAGUUGAGUUCAUGAAAACUAAGUGGUCUUCAAUAUUUGGGGACUAACUCUAAUAAAAUGGACGCCUACGCUUUACCGACAUAUUUUCCACUUGCAUAUUCUGAGCUGCAGUUCUUAGCGUCUAGACGCGCUGCUGCAGUGGCUGCCGCGGCAACAGCUUUACCAGGCACCCCUUGCAUUAACCACGCACAUACAACAAAUGUUUCAAGCUCGGUUCCAGUUCCAACAAUGAUUUCAGAAGCGUCAGAUUCAAUUAAAACAGCAACUUCAAUUCAAUCACCUAUAAAUAACGGAAACACAAUUAUUUCAAAUACUUCUGGGCUUCAUCACAAUCACCAGCAUCAACAUAUUCAUAGUUUAAAUGUUAACGGACAGUCUCAUGCUCACGAAUUUCACCCAGCUUAUAGAAUUCCCGGAUAUAUGGAACAAUUGUAUUCUCUUCAAAGAAGUAGUUCAACCACAUCAUUUCACGAUCCCUAUGUGAACUGUGCGUCAGCUUUUCACCUUGCCGGACUUGGUUUGGGAUCAGGUGAUUUUUUGGGUACUCGUGGUAUGGGUUCUCUAGGUGACCUGCAUCAUGCCGCUGUAGCAGCAGCAGCAGCAGGAUCUCUAGCAAGUACCGAUUUUCACUUUAGCAUCGAUGGCAAUGGAAGGUUAAGUAGCCCUCGACCGCAGGGUGGAAGUAUUCGUGCAAGCAUUAGCCGUAAACGAGCCCUUUCCUCAUCGCCUUAUUCUGAUUCAUUUGACAUAAAUUCAAUGAUUAGAUUUUCACCAAACUCUUUAGCUACAAUUAUGAACGGCUCUCGAGGAAGCAGCGUGGCAAGUGGUUCCUACGGUCACAUUUCAGCUAGUGCCAUUAAUCCCAUGUCUCAUGCACAUUCAACAUUGGGACCGCGUUUACAGCAAAUACAAGCUCAUUUGUUGCGAGCGAGUGCAGGACUUUUAAAUCCCAUGACUUCACAACAAGCAGCUGCCGCCGGGUUUUCUAUAAGCCACGCUGCUGGCGCUACUGCCUUAAGCCUCAAUGAUGUUCAUGCUAAUAUAAACGAUUUACCUGGCCAAAUCACAACAUCUUCAACUGCAAGGCUACUUACUGAUAAACAUGGUCAAGUGGCUGCACUUUCGCUAAAGAAUUUCGAUGAUGAAAAUUUAAAAAAUCGACAGUAUAAAAAUAUUGUCACUGAGCAGCCUUCCUCCACUUCUGGCAAUGUGGUUCAAGUAGAAGCAGACAGUGCCUCAUCACAUUUGACGGAUUCCUGUUAUAACAAAGUAUCGAACAACGCCAAAAGUAUUCCUGGUGAUGCUAAAAUAAUUCACCGCUGUGAAGAGUUUAUUAAUUGUGGAUCAGCAUCCACUCCAUUAAAUGAAUAUGAAUGUGCUAACGCUGAUACGACGGAUAUCAAGGACGAACCCGGAGAUUUUAUAGAAACCAAUUGUCACUGGCGUAGCUGUUGUAUUGAGUUCAUUACGCAAGAUGAACUUGUUAAACAUAUAAAUAAUGACCACAUCCAAACCAAUAAAAAAGCAUUUGUUUGCCGAUGGGAAGAUUGUACACGCGGCGAAAAACCAUUUAAAGCGCAGUAUAUGCUCGUUGUGCACAUGCGUCGUCAUACCGGUGAAAAGCCACACAAGUGUACAUUUGAAGGCUGUUUUAAGGCAUACUCACGCUUGGAAAACCUAAAAACUCAUUUACGGUCACAUACAGGCGAAAAACCAUACACCUGUGAAUAUCCAGGAUGUAGCAAAGCGUUUAGUAAUGCUAGCGAUCGGGCAAAGCAUCAAAACCGUACUCACAGUAAUGAGAAACCGUACAUUUGUAAAGCGCCUGGCUGCACGAAGCGUUAUACCGACCCAAGUUCAUUACGAAAACAUGUAAAAACAGUCCACGGAGCCGAGUUCUAUGCAAAUAAAAAACAUAAGGGGUUGCCCCUAAAUAAUGCCAACUCUCGGUUGCAAAGGGACAGUGGCCAGGUUCGGCAUAAUCUUCAGGAGCAUAAUAUUGACUCAAGCCCUUGCAGCGAAGACCUGCAGAUGGGAAAUAUUUUAGGCAUGUCUAGUCCUAGCAUUAAAUCUGAAUCAGAUGGAAACUCUCCACAUCAUCAGUUGGCAAAUGGAGUCCGAGCUUCAGACUGUUUGUUAACAUAUUCUCCAGAUGACGUUGUCGAGAAUCUAACUUUGGAUGACGGAUGGAAUUGUGACGAUGACGUAGACGUGGCCGACCUACCGAUUGUUUUGCGUGCUAUGGUAAAUAUUGGCAGCGGAAGUGCGACUGCCACAACUAUUGGAGGUGGUGUUGUGGCUAGGCAACGGUUUAGAAGUCGUCUGCAAACUAAAGGUAUUAACUCAAGUACCGCUAUGCUAUGCAACAUUCCGGAAAGCAAUCGCAUCAUUGGAAUUAGUGAACUUAACCAGCGUAUUACAGAACUUAAGAUGGAGCCAGGUACCUCUGGUGACAUAAAAGUUGUAGUGCCGCCGUAUACGGGACUAGAAAAGUUUCCAGAAGAUUUAUCACAAUCCCAAAUAAAUUGUCGUAAUACAAUAUUGAAUAAGCAAAGCUUUUCCGGAUCGCUGCAAGCACAGUUUCGUCGUGACAGUCAGAAUUCUACUGCCAGCACGUAUUAUGGUAGUAUGCAAAGUCGCCGAAGUAGUCAAUCAUCACAGGUGUCUUCUAUAUCUACAAUGCGACCAAACCCUUCGUACAACACGAACACAGCUUCCUUCUAUGAUCCUAUUUCACCAGGAUGCUCACGUCGCUCUAGCCAAUUGUCAAAUGGAGCCAACUGCUAUGCUCUAACUUCAACAUCAGCAUUGACUCCAACAAAUAAAGAGUCGAAUCCAAACAGAAGCCCAAAUGCUUAUAUUAAUAAUCCGGACCUUGAUGUUCAGUGCUUUGGAUUUUAUAAUAGCAGUUUUCCUCCGCCACCGUCGUCUCAUUUGAUUGACACCAAUUUAAAGCGUUUGCAGGGGACAGAUUCUGGGAGCUGUUAUCAGAAUUCUACUGGAGGUCGAUUUUCAAUUCCAAAUUGUAUGCAAUCACUGCAAACACAUUUAAACAACAGCAGACCUGCUGGAGAGAUCGAAUUUGAUAGAGCAACCCCGAAUAAUGUAUUUCGCCGGCAAUCUGAGCCAGUGCCAAACAUAAAUUUUAGCCCGGUAAUAAAUGUUUCUUGUAUAGAUACCCCACUGGAAAAUUUUCAUACUCCUGUUGGAAAGGGUAAAAACAGUAAAAUUCCAUCUUCUUUAAAUAACGAGAAUGAUUUAAAGACGGGAAAAGGUAAUGUUGAAGUAAAGGCUAACCAGGCCAUGACUAGCGAGCAACAUCCAAAUGAAAGAAUAAAUCUGGAUGAAGUUGAAGAGCUUAUACUUCCAGAUGAAAUGCUCCAGUACCUAAACUUGGUUAGAGACGAUAAAAAUCAUACGGAGAAACGGGAAGAGAAUGCUGGUAUCAGCUCUAUUGUUUCUGAAACCAUAACAUCAAACGACAUUCGAGUACGUGCACUGACCAAUUUAAAUCCUUUAAAAAAACAAGUUUCACAACCGACCUCUAACUUUGAUGUCUCAGUCGAUGUACAGCCAUUGAAAGAACAAUUUACCAUGACAAAAAUUGGUGGCUUGUACAGUCAGAGUCAAUCAAGUAUCGUGGCUGAGACGGAACAAAUAAGACAACAGCCACCAACGCCAUCGCUAUAUCAGCCCCAACUAACAAAGUUAACUCAGAAUCAAAUCAUUGACUCAUCAAUGACAAGUUUACCAGAACUUAAUGCAGUUCCAAUUUUUUCUCUAAUUGACACAGAAAAAGUUUCCAAGCUUAAUACAGACCAUGAAAAUGAGAUCCAAUGCGGCAUUAUAAGCCAGUCUCAAAUGUCUCCUUCCAUAAAUAUAAAUAACGAUGGUCAGAUUCCCACCUUAAGAAUACAACCCUCAACCGUUUCAAAAUUUGUUUGUCAACCUAACACAUUAAUCUGUGACACUCAUGUGAAUAAUGUUAGCUCAAUGCAGUCUGAUACAUACCAGCGUACUCUACAAUAUGUACAAAGUUGCCAAGACUGGAUGGAGACAAAUAAUACUUCAACCGAUCACAUUCGAAACAUGUCUACAAUCCAAUCAAACAAUACACUGUGGCCCGAUGUCAGUAGUUCUACACACCCGUAUCAUGGUACAAAUAUGGUGAUCAACGAUAUGACAACAUCCCUGACGUCCUUGUUGGAGGAGAAUAGAUAUCUACAAAUGAUGCAGUAGACAAUUCCACAAGGCCUAACAAUAUGUUAAAAUGAAAGUCAGCCCCAAUAAAAUAAACUUAUUUUUAUUAUAACAACUAUAAAAUUGUUAACAAAGUCAAAGUUCUCUAACAUACGAUAGAGAUAAACUCGCAUUCAUAUAGUAUGUUUGUAUUUAAAAAUUAAAACAUUCUCAAAAGCCCUACACAAGAUUGAAAGCAACUAAUUUAAAAUAUAAUAUAUAUGUCGUCAUUUUGAGAUUUUUGCAAUACAAAUGUCUUCCGAACUAUAAUAAUUAAAAAAUCCUAUGUGUCUAAGUAAUUAAAAUAAAUAUUUUUCACAAUA